This is a messenger RNA of Cucurbitaria berberidis CBS 394.84, 1540 nucleotides long. Its product is annotated as AAA-domain-containing protein. Gene Ontology annotation, molecular function: ATP hydrolysis activity; ATP binding. Gene Ontology annotation, cellular component: mitochondrial outer membrane. Bases 48 to 1322 code for a protein of 424 amino acids. The transcript has 4 exons. Lineage: Eukaryota; Fungi; Ascomycota; Dothideomycetes; Pleosporales; Cucurbitariaceae. The record is from RefSeq and is a predicted model, not a curated record.
GCUCCAACAAGAAAAGCAGCCUCACGGGCUACCUGCCCGACAUCCUCAUGGCUGCAGCAGCACCCUUGAUAGCCUACUUCGUAAUCCGCAACCUGCUCUCGCGCCUUGACCCCGAAGCCCAACAGAAGGAAGAAGCACGCGCCAAAGCCUCGGCCGCGAAUCGCAAACUCGACGCUAUACUUACGAGCAAAAGGAGAAAGAGCUAUGGCGAGUACGACAGUGAGGACGAAGAAACGGAGAGGGGGAGUAGGAGGCCGAGGAUACAGGACUUGAACUUGAGCACGUACGAGCAGACAAUCGCUAUGGAGGUUGUUGCGCCCGAGGAAAUUCCUGUCAGCUUUGACGAUAUCGGUGGCCUCGACUCGAUCAUCGAAGAACUCAAAGAAUCCGUAAUCUACCCCCUCACAAUGCCGCAUCUCUACUCGCACUCCUCCUCGCUUCUCAGCGCACCCUCUGGCGUUCUCCUCUACGGCCCUCCUGGUUGCGGAAAGACGAUGCUCGCAAAAGCGCUUGCGCACGAGUCUGGCGCAUGCUUCAUCAAUCUCCACAUCUCCACGCUCACUGAGAAAUGGUACGGCGACAGCAACAAGCUCGUCAACGCGGUGUUCAGUCUGGCGAGAAAAUUACAGCCGAGUAUCGUCUUUAUCGAUGAGAUUGAUGCAGUACUUGGACAGAGGAGAAGUGGCGAGCACGAGGCCAGCGGAAUGGUGAAGGCUGAGUUCAUGACACACUGGGAUGGCCUCGCGUCCUCCACAUCCUCUGGUAGCUCAACUCCCCAACGGAUAUGCAUUCUUGGCGCCACGAACCGCAUCCAGGAUAUCGACGAGGCGAUCCUCCGGCGCAUGCCCAAGAAAUUCCCCGUCGCCCUCCCCAACGCCUCUCAACGAAACAACAUCUUCUCCCUGAUUCUGCGCGGCACCAAAGUCGAUAGCAAGAACUUCGAUUUGGACUACUUGGUCAGGGUCAGCGCAGGAAUGUCAGGCUCAGAUAUCAAAGAGGCGUGCAGGGACGCAGCCAUGGGCCCAGUGCGAGAAUACAUUAGGAGAAAGAAGGCAGAUGGCACGCUGAGGAGCAGUAGAGGCGUUGCGCAGGGCGAUGUUCGCGGACUACGAACCGAGGAUUUCUUUGGGAGAGGCAAGGGCUUGAGGGAGCUGGACACGGUUGAUGACACACGCGAGGACAUGAACGCACGAGUACGGAACAGAGUACAUACUACAUCCGAGUCUGAAGGCGCAAGUAGCAGCGACAGUACCGCCAGCGGUGAGGAACGCUUCCGCGACUCAGCCUACCAGGAUGCUGCUGAAGGUGCGGCGGUAAGAUAGCAGGACACCGACGCCCGAUGACGACCAAGAUGGAUGAGCAGGCGGUAAUCCCCAUCUGGAUGGCGAUACUUACUUGUAUUUGUUCGAAGAAAGACGUAUGAAAGCUGCAUUUUGGGUAUAUAUGGGUGGCGUAACGCAAGUAGGACUCACCUCAACAACGGCGUAUGGUUUUAAACUACGGGCAGCUAGACGCUAAGAAAGAGGUUGAUGAUACCAAG